This is a messenger RNA of Culicoides brevitarsis, 1342 nucleotides long. Its product is annotated as zinc finger CCCH domain-containing protein 15 homolog. Gene Ontology annotation, molecular function: metal ion binding; mRNA binding. Gene Ontology annotation, cellular component: cytosol. The transcript is spliced from 2 exons. Bases 121 to 1338 code for a protein of 405 amino acids. Gene Ontology annotation, biological process: cytoplasmic translation. NCBI's taxonomy places the organism in Eukaryota, Metazoa, Arthropoda, Insecta, Diptera, Ceratopogonidae. The record is from RefSeq and is a predicted model, not a curated record.
UUUCGUGUAACGUCAACGUGGAAACGUGAACCAAAAAUCUAAAAAAAAAAUUUUAUAUUUUUAAGCCAAGAUUUGGUGUUUUUUCCUCAUUUUUUGUUUGAAAAAGUAAAAAUCAGUAAAAUGCCUCCGAAAAAAGCGCCUGCCCCUUCGAAGAAGGCCGAAGUGAAGAAAAAGGAGAAAAUUAUCGAAGACAAAACGUUCGGCAUGAAGAAUAAAAAGGGAGGCAAGGCUCAAAAGUACAUUGCGCAAGUAGAGAAACAAGUAAAAUCGGGCGGGCAUCAUCCGCAGGACAAGGAAGCCGAGAAAAAACGUCUGGAAAAGGAGAAAAAAUUGCAGGAACAGAAGGAAAUGGCGCUCCUUUUCAAGCCAGUACAAACGCAAUCUGUCGCGGCGGGCACCGAUCCCAAGUCUGUCGUUUGCGCGUUUUUCAAACAAGGCAAUUGCGGCAAAGGGAACAAGUGCAAGUUCAGUCAUGACCUGUCUGUGGAGAGAAAAACGGAAAAACGCUCGAUUUAUUGUGAUAUGCGUGACGUGGAAGCGGAUGGCGAAACGAUGGAGAACUGGUCCGAGGACAAAUUGAACGAAGUUGUGAACAAAAAGCACGGCGGCAAGGAGAAAACGAUGCCCACAACGACAAUUAUCUGCAAAUAUUUCCUCGAUGCCGUCGAGAAGCGACUUUACGGAUGGUUUUGGGAAUGUCCGAACGGCGAAAAGUGCAUUUAUCGGCAUGCCUUGCCCCAAGGUUACGUUUUGAAGCGCGAUCAGAAGAAAGACGACAAAAAAGAUCAAAUUUCGCUCGAUGAACUGAUCGAAAGUGAACGCGCCAAGCUCUCGGGAGUCAAUCAAACACGCGUCACACUCGAAACUUUCCUCGCGUGGAAGAAACGAAAGAUCCAGGAACGCAAAGAUGCCGCCAAAAAAGACGAAGACAAGAAACGGAAAGAUUUCAGUGCGGGACGUUCGCUCGGAUUGUCGGGUCGUGAGAUGUUCAGCUUUAAUCCCGAACUGGCGAACGAUGGCGAUAUGGAAGAUGGCGACGUGGCGAUCGAUUCUUAUGCUUAUAAUCAAGACGAAGAAGACGCCAAUGUUCAAUAUAAGGAACUCGAUUUGAAUGCGUUGUCAGUUGCGGGAUUGGAAGUCGAUGGAACGGGAACUGUGGCGGAAAGCGAUCGAUUGGAGAAGAUGAAACAAGCGGCAGGCACGGAGACAAAGACAGAAGAGGAAGCGUCGAAAGAUCAAGUUGAUGCGACACCUUUCAAUGAGAACCUAUUUUUGGAAGAAGACCUCGAAGGGUUAGACGACGAACUGAACGAUUUGGAUUUGAAUGAUGCUUCGUAAAAUA